AUGAAAAUUCUUAUACGUAUUGGUAUGACAUUAUUUCAUUUUUUUGUUAAAUAUGGUUUAAAUCCUCAAAAUUUACCAGUUAAACCUCGACGACGUGAAUCAUUAUUUUGUCGAUCAAAAUAUACUCAUUCAUCAGUACGUUUCCAAAGUGAAAACACAUCAUCAAACAAAAAAAAUCUAACAAUUUUUGAUAAUUUAAUCACUUAUAUUCAACAUUUUGAUUUACCAAUUGAAAAACUUUUCAAACAUGCUUUUGGCAUUCAUCAUUUACAACGAAAAGAAAUUUUUCGAGCUAUUGAGAGUGAAGAAGAAAAAAUAAAAUCAGAUCGUCGUCAAAUAAUGCCACAACUACGUCGUUCAUCAUCUACAGGUAAUCAAUUAUCAAUUCCUGCACCAAUAUCAAAACCUGUUGUACCUCGUACACUUCAUCAUCAAAAUUCUAUGCCAAUAAUAAUGGUUCGUGAAUUUGAAACAACAGCAGCCAGUCAUUCAGAUUUUGCUUAUUUAUGGUCAUUAAUUCCAAGUCGUUUGACAGAUUUUCAACCUGAACGUAUUUAUUCAUCAAAUAUUCAUGGUCGUCGUUUACGAACAUUGUAUGAUCAUGUUGAAUAUCAUGAAUAUUGUCUUAUUAUAAUACGUAAUGAAAAUCAAGAAGUUUUUGGUGGAUUUUGUUCAGGUCAAUUAGCUAAUCGUACGAAAACACGAACAUGGUUUGGUACAGGUGAAUCAUUUUUAUUUACAAUAAAACCAGAACGACAAGUAUUUAAAUGGGUUGGUUAUUCACCAUUAACAAAAGGUAAUACACAAGCAUAUGAAGAUUAUUAUAUAUAUGCAGAUGAUGAACGUUUACAAAUGGGUGGAAGUAAAGAACCACUUAAUAUUGGUUUAUCAAUUCGACAAGAUUUAAAUGAAGGUAGUACAAAACAAUGUGAUACAUUUGAUAGUAAACCAUUAUCAACUAUUGAACAUUUUCAAAUAAUGGAAAUCGAAGUAUUUGGAUUUACACGAUAA
This is a messenger RNA of Adineta steineri, 1011 nucleotides long. The record is from the annotation of a GenBank genome assembly. Lineage: Eukaryota; Metazoa; Rotifera; Eurotatoria; Adinetida; Adinetidae.